This is a messenger RNA of Talpa occidentalis (Iberian mole), 2156 nucleotides long. It is a transcript of the gene WDR41, whose product is annotated as WD repeat domain 41. Lineage: Eukaryota; Metazoa; Chordata; Mammalia; Eulipotyphla; Talpidae. The transcript is spliced from 16 exons. Gene Ontology annotation, molecular function: protein binding. The coding region runs from base 263 to 1639 and encodes 458 amino acids. The record is from RefSeq and is a predicted model, not a curated record. Gene Ontology annotation, biological process: regulation of autophagy. Gene Ontology annotation, cellular component: lysosomal membrane.
AUCCGCGCCGCAGCCCUGGUUUUCGGCGGCUGCUUCCCUGGCGGCAAAGCAAGCCCGCUGCGGCUGGCUACGGGAACUUUUGGGGGACAAAAAUCUUCCCCUCCCCAUUGGGCUCUGUUUUGUACUGCUCCGUUCUGUGGGAAAACCUGGGGCGGCAAGUAUUAGUGACUCCAUUGCGCUUUACCCGGGAGGUUGGAGGAGCCGAGCUCGGCGGAGUCCGGCUGAUUGAGGCCUGGGCUUGGGAGCCGCUGCCGCUGCCCGGAUGUUGCGAUGGCUCAUCGGGGGAGGCCGAGAACCCCAGGGACUGGCGGAGAAAUCUCCUUUACAGACAAUAGGUGAAGAACAAACGCAGAACCCCUAUACUGAACUGAUUGUGCUGAAAGCGCAUCAUGAUAUUGUACGAUUUUUGGUGCAGUUAGAUGACUACAGAUUUGCAUCUGCUGGAGAUGAUGGAAUUGUAGUUGUGUGGAAUGCCCAGACAGGAGAAAAACUUUUGGAACUCAGUGGACACACUCAAAAGAUAACAGCUAUCAUUACAUUUCCUUCCUUGGAAGCUUGUGAAGAAAAAAACCAACUAAUCUUGACAGCCUCUGCUGAUAGAACAGUUAUUGUAUGGGAUUGUGAUACUGGUAGACAAGUUCAGCAAGUGUCAUCCUUCCAGUCCACUGUAAAGGUUUUAACUGUUCUUCAGAGACUGGACGUUUGGCUGUCUGGUGGGAAUGAUCUAUGUGUGUGGAACCGAAAAUUAGAUCUUCUGUGUAAGACUUGUCACCUUUCAGAUACAGGGGUCAGUGCUUUGAUUGAAAUACCGAAGAACUGUGUUGUGGCUGCGGUUGGCAAAGAACUGAUAAUUUUCAGGUUAAUAGAACCCACAGAAGGAUCACUAGCGUGGGAUAUCUUUGAAGUUAAGCGUCUCCUUGAUCACCAGGAUAAUAUUCUCUCAUUGGCUAAUGUCAAUGAUUUGCAUUUUGUAACUGGCUCUCAUGUUGGAGAGCUGAUUGUCUGGGAUGUCCUGGACUGGACCGUGCAGGCUUGUGAACGCAACUUCUGGGACCCAUCUCCACAGCUGGACACCCAGCAAGAAAUAAAACUCUGUCAAAAAUCAAAUGACAUUUCUAUUCAUCAUUUCACAUGGGAUGAAGAGAACAUAUUUGCUGCAGUUGGAAGGGGUUUAUACGUGUAUAACCUUCAAAUGAAGCGUGUGAUUGCCUCCCAGAAAACUGCACAUGACUCCAAUGUCCUACACAUUGCCAUACUACCAAACAGGCAGUUAAUCUCAUGCUCAGAAGAUGGCAGUGUACGCAUUUGGGAGUUACGAGAAAAACAGCAGCUUACAGCCGAACCUGUACCAACAGGUUUUUUUAAUAUGUGGGGAUUUGGAAGAGUGAGCAAACAAGCCAGUCAGCCUGUUAAAAAACAAGAAAGUGUCACCUCAAGCUCACUGGAGCUUAUUGGAGAUUUGAUUGGACACUCAUCUUCUGUGGAGAUGUUUCUAUACUUUGAAGACCAUGGGCUAGUGACAUGCUCUGCCGAUCAUCUCAUCAUUUUGUGGAAAAAUGGAGAACGAGAAUCUGGAUUGCGCAGUUUAAGAUUAUUUCAAAAAUUAGAGGAGAAUGGCAACUUGUAUCUUGCUGUCUAGUUUAAGGAAUUAGAUACUUGUGCAUGAAUCUUGACCAUCAAAUGCAUGAAUCUUGACCAUCAAAUAUACUGGGAGCUUCCACAGCUACGUACAAAGACUGGAAGAGCUAAAGUCAUCUUGGCUAGACCAUUGCCAUAAUGUUAUAACUGAGGCCCAGUUCAGAUUCAGUGGAUUCCCACAGACCUGACAAGACUUAUUCUUUGCUAAUUCAGAUGCUUGUGGAAUAAAUUAAAACACCAGAGAAAUGGGUAAAGCAGAUUUAAAUAACUGCAGUUAAUGGCAGAAGGGAUACAGUGUCACCAAUUUAAAAAACCUCUUCCACUCACAGAGCAUCUACCGUGCACCAGACAUUGUGCUGCUGUGUACUUUAUAGUAAUCGUAGUAAGAAGUCAUCACAGUUCUGAAAGCCUCACAGUACUAUGUCCAUUUUACUGAAGAGGAGAUUUAAAUUUGGAGAGAUGACAUAAAUAACUAAUAAAUGAUGGAAUCUUUGCUUUCCCAGGCUUCAGUUUAUCGG